UACUAAGUGACUCCUAUAUCAUAUAUUCAACCAAAAUAUUACAAUGCCCAACAAAGUGAAAAUACAUGUAGUUUAUUGUGGUGGAUGAGGGUAUCGCCCACGCUACGAACGACUAAAAGAUGAUUUAUCCAAAGACUAUGACCAAAAUGAAGUCGAAUUUUCUUCCGAAGGCACCCCAGAAGUAACAGGCUACUUGGAAGUCUUGGUUAACGGAACACUGGUUCAUUCUAAGAAAAACGGAGAUGGCUAUAUCGAUUCGGAAGCAAAACUCAAGAAAAUUUGUAACGCCAUUGAUAAAUGUUUACAGUAAAUAAAUUAUAUAUUAAUAGCCCUUAAUUAAAAAAUGUGGAAAAUUCAUCUUGGACUAAUUCCUUAUUUUAUUACAAAAUUUGAUCAUUUUAAAAUGUACACAGUUGAUUUUGGCCUCUUUUGGGUAUAAUUGUUUAUUUUUUUUACAAAAUUUGGUCAUUUAUUUCAUAAUAAAAUUUUAAUGAUGUUAACCUUUAUGAAAAUUGUGAGACUCCAUUUCAUAUCACAUGAGCACUAUAUGACGAGACUAGUUUAAACUGUUUCAGUGACUAAGCUUUGAUGAUUUGUACUUAUGUGUAUGAAUAUGAUAGUCCACUUGUCCUACUGUUUAAAAAACCUCAUUUUUGUCAAAACUAUUCAGUUUCUGUAACUUUUUUUCGUAUCUAUGCUUUACAAAUGUUGUGGUUUUGGUAACUUAUGACGUAUUAGAUCUAAAUGGUGACAUGAUUUAAUAUUGAGCACUCUACCAUACAUAACAUACUUUGCUGUUUUUGUUGUUUUGUUACAGAAUGGUGCUGUGGGUUUUCAGUUUUCCUAAAACGGAUAAAAAAAUGUGUGCUAGCAGUUUGAAGGUUUUAAAAUCAACUAUUAAUUCCAAAAACACUAGUAUGUAAAUAUGUGUGCUGUCAAUUUGAAGUAAAAAAAAAUUAUACUUUUUUUCAGAAAUGGUCUUAAAAUGAAAUAUAGAUUCCAAAAAAUGAAAUAUAGAUUCCAAAAAAUGAAAUAUAGAUUCCAAAAAAUGAAAUAUAGAUUCCAAAAAAUGAAAUAUAGAUUCCAAAAACUUGUAUGGUACAUGCCCUAAAACUGUAAAUGUUUGUUUUUUUCCUAAAGGCUAAAGAUAUUUUUAUCACAAAUACUGUAUAUCAUACUACUUCCAAGUUUACACCUCCUUAUCAAAUGUUGCUUCACUAUUGCUAACUAUACCUAUUACUUAUGUUUUUUUCCAGCAACGGAUUUUGUAUUGUCCACAAUAAAGAGAAAACGUGAUGUGUAAAACAACAUAUGUUUUUAAUGAGAAUAAACAAGGUCUU
Ciona intestinalis (vase tunicate) is the source of this 1340-nucleotide messenger RNA. NCBI's taxonomy places the organism in Eukaryota, Metazoa, Chordata, Ascidiacea, Phlebobranchia, Cionidae. The record is from RefSeq.